Molecule: messenger RNA, 3247 nt
Organism: Camellia sinensis
Lineage: Eukaryota; Viridiplantae; Streptophyta; Magnoliopsida; Ericales; Theaceae
Source: RefSeq, a predicted model, not a curated record
UCAGAAUAACGAAAAAAUGGCGAACAGGUUCAAUCUGCUUCCCAAACUCCCCACAAACAAGCGCUCUUCUUCUUCUUCUUCUUCUCCUCUCUCACUCUCCAAAUCCCUCUCUUCUCACUCCAUACCCAUCAAGCUCGACCAUGUUGAACCCAUUUCAAACCCAUCCCAAAACAACAACAAACCCACCAAUCUUCAAGACCAAGACCGCCAAGAACAAGUCCGAAAGCUUCGAAUUCUCCUCCAACAGGGUCGCUCCGAAACCGCCCAACGGCUUAUCAAGUCCCUCAUUCUCUCCAAUUCUCCUUUCUCUUCUCCCUCCGAACUCUUCUCUCUCUUCUCUCUCUCUUCCCCUUCCUUAAAAUCCACUUUCUCCAACAUGUUGCUUUCAGUCUGUGCUGACUCGAACAAACCCAGUGAGGCCACAGAGUUGUACAUGUUAAUCAAGAAAGAUGGUGUGUUUCCUUCUUUGUCUUCCUUCAAUCUUUUCCUUGAAUCUCUGGUCUGUUCGGGUCAGUAUAGCAAGACCCUUGAUUUGUUUUCGGAAGUAAUUGAUUCUGGGAUUCGGGUUGAUAGAUUUACUUAUGGUAAGGCGGUACAAUCGGCGGUGAAGUUGGGGGACUUGAAGAGGGCUAUGGGUAUGUUGAAUUGUAUGAAAAGAUGUGGGUUGAGUCCUAAUGGGUUUGUUUAUAAUGUGUUGAUUGGUGGGUUGUGUAAAGAGAAGAGAAUUGAGGAUGCAAAGAAGCUGUUUGAUGAAAUGACUAAGAGGAGAGUGGUUGCGAAUCGUGUUACGUUUAAUACGCUUAUUGAUGGGUAUUGUAAGGUGGGGAAUUUGGAGGAGGCGUUUAAUGUUCGCGAAAGAAUGAAGGCGGAGAAUGUGGAGCCAAAUCUUGUUACUUUUAAUUCAUUGCUUAGUGGGUUGUGUCGGGCUCGGAAGAUGGAGGAAGCAAAGAAGGUGUUGGAGGAGAUGGAAGCUUGUGGGUUUGUGCCUGAUGGAUUCACUUAUAGUAUACUUUUUGAUGGGCAUUUGAGGUGUGGUAAUGUGGAUGCUUCGUUGGCUUUAUAUGAAGAAGUGGAAAAGCAAGGUGUGAAGAUCAAUGAUUAUACUUGCAGCAUUUUGUUGAAUGGGUUGUGCAAGGAUGGAAAAGUGGAUAAAGCUGAGGAGGUUUUGAGGAAGUUGAUUGAAAAUGGGCUUGUUCCAACAGAGGUGAUAUAUAACACGAUUUUGAAUGGGUAUUGUCGCACUGGUGAAAUGGGGAAAGCCGUUUCAACCCUUGAACAAAUGGAAAUUCGUGGGUUGAAGCCAAGCUGCAUCACAUUCAAUUCACUGAUCAACAAGUUUUGUGAAUUGGGCGAUAUGGAUGAGGCUAUGGAAUGGGUUAAGAAGAUGGCGGAGAAAGGAGCUCUCCCAAAUUUGCAGACAUACAACAUCCUAAUUGAUGGGUAUGGAAAGAGUUGCCAAUUUGAUAGGUGUUUCCAGAUUCUUGAGGAAAUGGAAAAUAAUGGGUUAAAGCCCAACGUUGUAAGCUAUGGUUCGUUGGUAAAUUGUUUAUGCAAGGAUGGUAGGCUUCUAGAAGCUGAAAUUAUCCUUAGGGAUAUGAUCAGCAGAGAGGUUUUACCGAAUGCACAGAUAUAUAAUAUGCUCAUCGAUGGUCAUUGCACGGCAGGGAAGUUGAAAGCUGCUUUCAGAUUUUUUGAUGAAAUGUUAAAAUAUGAGAUCGUUCCAACAGUUGUAACAUACAAUUCACUCAUUCAUGGUCUCUGCAAGAAGGGUAGGGUAGUGGAAGCUGAAGAAUUGGCACUUCAGAUUGCAAGCAAAGGUUUAAAACCUGAUGUUAUCACUUAUAAUUCCCUGAUCUCAGGUUAUUCUGACACAGGGAACACCGAGAGGGCUACAGAGUUAUAUGAGAAUAUGAAGAAGGAUGGCAUUAAACCUACCUUAAAUACAUUUCAUCCUCUAAUUAGUGUAUGCAGCAAGGGUGGGCUGGUGCUCCUAGAGAAAAUGGUCCAAGAAAUGUCACAGAUGAACUUGACUCCUGAUCGACUUGUAUAUAAUGAACGUAUUCAUUGUUAUGCAGAGCACGGAGAUGUUGAAAAGGCUUUUUCUUUGCACCAUGAGAUGGUUGAUCAUGGAAUUCAGCCUGACAAGAUGACCUACAAUAGCUUGAUUACGGCUCGUUUCAAAGAGGGAAAGGUGGGGAAAGUAAAGGAUCUUGUUGAUGAUAUGAAGGCUAGAGGAUUGGUCCCUAAAGCUGAUACUUAUAGCAUACUGAUUAAGGGACAUUGCCAUCUGAAAGAUUUCAGUGGAGCAUAUGUUUGGUAUAGAGACAUGCUUGAGAAUGGUUUCCUGCCCGACAUCAGUAGCUGUAAUGAGCUUGUAUCUGGCCUUAGAAAGCAAGGGAGGUUGCAAGAGGCCCAGGUUAUCUGCUCAGACAUGAGCGUUAAAGGAAUAGACGACUUGUUCUCAAAUGAGGAUCUGUCUGCUGUGGCCAAAAUGUAGUGGGGUUGGUAAGGUCCAGCCUGCGGCAUUAAGGAAUGCAUAGGUUGCAAGAGGCCCAGAUUGUAAGCAGAAGCCUCUUCUAGCUGCAUUAGGAGAAUGGAGAAGAUGGGGAUUAUUCAAUUUUACCUCGAUUGGCUUGUUAAUCCCAAAAUCAUGCCUAUCUGAUGGCUGUUUCACUCAGUAUACAGGUCCAUGGGGUAUUUGGAAUUUUCUGAACCAUCAAAUGCCUUGGCGAAAGCAGAGAAUGUCGGAUUAAUGUAUGUACUUCUCGUAUGGAUUUUCUCCAAAUUAGUGCUGCAAUUUGUGAAACACUUUUUGUGUUUGUGGUUGUGGAAGACCUGACACAUGAUUGAAAGUUCAGUUCUUUCGUUCUGCCAAUUCAACAAUGAAUAUAUAUAUAUAUAUAUAUACAUGUAAUCUCACAUUCUUUUUGCAUCAAUUAAACAAUUUUAAUGUACUUUUCAUCUCUCAUUCUUUUUGGCAUCGUGAAUCAAGUUAUUAAACACCUCCAGUUCAUCGAACUGCAGAGAUAUGAUUCGUGCUUUAUUUUUGGCCAAUUACUCUUGGUUUCUCCUCGUAGCCUACAAAACAUGACAGGUACUUUGGUUAUGUCAUUCUGAUCUUCAAGUGUUAAGAUAUCCAGUUCUAUAUAUAUGCAAUAUAGAAUUGAUAUUGAUGUUGGCCAAACUCUAUGCAGCAAUUGUACAAGUCUUUGUAUAAGAAGUCCUACAAAUUGAAUUUUUGUUUUUU